AGUUGACUUCAUUGUCUUUGCUAGACGGUUGUUUUUGGCUUCUGCGGACUGUUCCAGAUUCAGAUCUUCUCCAGUUUCAACCGCAUAUCUCGCCCAUUCUCUGCAUCUGCCACAACGUCUUUUACCUAAUUCAGUUUUGCGCGGUGAUUAGAUGGCGGAAGGGGGAGUUAAAUCAAGAUAUGUGAAGCUGACGAAAGAUCAGGGGCCUUUGGAGGACAUCAAGCCUGGUGAGCUCAACCAGCCCAUUGAGGUUCCUCAGUUGAAUGUUCGUAAAUGCAAUGAGUGCGGACAGGCUUUACCUGACAAUUUUGAGCCUCCUGGUGAUGAACCUUGGACUACUGGGAUUUUUGGCUGCACUGAAGAUACUGAGAGUUGCUGGACUGGACUGCUUUGCCCAUGUGUUCUAUUUGGGCGUAAUGUUGAGAGUUUGAGAGAAGAUACCCCAUGGAGUACACCAUGCGUUUGUCAUGCAAUUUGUGUUGAAGGUGGCAUUGCAUUGGCAACAGCAACAGCAAUCUUUCACGGCAUUGACCCAAGGACAUCAUUUCUUAUUUGUGAGGGUUUAUUUUUUGCUUGGUGGAUGUGUGGGAUAUACACUGGUCUUGUUCGGCAAUCCUUGCAGAAGAAAUAUCAUCUCAAGAACUCACCAUGUGAUCCAUGCCUGGUUCACUGCUGCAUGCACUGGUGUGCAUUGUGCCAGGAGCACAGGGAAAUGAAGAACCGUCUCUCAGAUAAUAUGGUGAUGCCAAUGACUAUUGUCAACCCUCCCCCUGUCCAAGAGAUGAACUCUGCCAGUGAAAACCAGGAUCCUGCACCAUCUUCCGGAAACGACACCACCAAUUUGGAGAUGCAAGCUUUGUAAGAUCCACCAUAAAGAUACAGAAUAAACUCAUUUGAUCUUGAAAGGGAUUGUUUCAUGUGUUCCCCAUGUCGGAAAAAAAAUUGGAUUACCUUUAUACAGUUUCUUCCUUGCCUGUGUGCACCAAACUGGUAAUUUUUAGCCCCUUGUGAUAGUUGACAGAGAGAGAAGUUCACUUGUAUUCAAACAACCUUGAGAGAUCGUUUGAAACUACAAUUUUAGGUAUACAAAUAUUUUUGCUUUUAGUGAUAAUCGCUUCUUUGUACAGGUGGUCUGUUUUAUA
Pistacia vera is the source of this 1142-nucleotide messenger RNA. Its product is annotated as cell number regulator 6. The transcript is spliced from 5 exons. The record is from RefSeq and is a predicted model, not a curated record. Bases 152 to 862 code for a protein of 236 amino acids. NCBI's taxonomy places the organism in Eukaryota, Viridiplantae, Streptophyta, Magnoliopsida, Sapindales, Anacardiaceae.